CGAAUCCCUUGAAUAGAUUCAUUAGAACUAGCAAAGAUCUAUUAGAUCCAAUGAUACGGAAAUGGUUUAUAGGAUCAAUUGCAAGGAUUGCGAGGCUACCUAUGUCGGACAAACCGAACGACAAUUCAAAACUAGAAUAAACGAACAUAUUCGUGACAUUAAAAAAGCUACUGGCUCCCCAUUUGUGGUUUCGAUUCACAGAAUGAAUUUUAAACAUGAGUUUAAUUGGAAUAAUAUUAAGAUUCUAGACAAAGAACCGUCAUGUUCCCAUCAACCCCACAAAAGGAUUGUCUCCGAAGUGAUUCACAUUAAAAAACAGCCUCAGGGGAUUACUAGGGGUUGCAUUGUGGUCAAUACUUUUUCUUCAUACCUGGGAGAAGCGGAUCUCUCACUUAAUGACAUUUCCAUGCUCAUUGGCAUUACACAUUGGGAAUUGUUCACAUCGUCUAAACAUGGAAUAUAUGUCAAGAAUUAAAAAAGAGCGAGAUUAGUGGCAAUUAGAAGUGAGGCAAUUACACAUAUCUCAGAUCACAACAAUACGCAAAAUGAGAGCAUCCGCAGGUAUGACAAGAUUACAUUGGACACUACAUUUGCGCGCAUCAGCUGGUUGAUGCUUACGAUCAUGCGUUGCUUUUUAGUUUUAAUUUCUUAACCAUUUGUACUUCUCUGCACAUCUAUUAUUUCGUUAAUUGUCUUUAUGUCUUAUCAUCGCAUUAUAUUACCGCACUGAAGAAGACCUAAUAUAAAAUCGAAACGAUGUUUGUGUUUUUAGUUUUUAUUUUUUAUUUUCUUUAAUUUU
Molecule: messenger RNA, 799 nt
Organism: Pogonomyrmex barbatus (red harvester ant)
Lineage: Eukaryota; Metazoa; Arthropoda; Insecta; Hymenoptera; Formicidae
Source: RefSeq, a predicted model, not a curated record